This is a messenger RNA of Phytophthora sojae, 759 nucleotides long. Its product is annotated as necrosis inducing-like protein NPP1 type. The transcript has a single exon. The record is from RefSeq and is a predicted model, not a curated record. NCBI's taxonomy places the organism in Eukaryota, Oomycota, Peronosporomycetes, Peronosporales, Peronosporaceae. Bases 1 to 759 code for a protein of 252 amino acids.
AUGAAGUUCUCCAGCCUCUUCGUCGCCAUUGUCACGCUUCUCCAAGUUGCUGCUGCCAGCUCCAUCGACCUCAACAAAGUCGCUCCCUUCGCCCAGCCAACCGCUUCGACAUCCGCCCAGAAAGCUGCCGUCAAGUUCAAACCGCGUCUGUCUAUCGGAAGUGGGGCCUGUGUUUCCUUCCCUGCUGUGAACUCUGCUGGAGACACGAGUAGCGGCCUCAGUGAAGAAGGCAAAGGCAGUACGGACUGUACCAACGCUCCCCUGGGCUCGCAAGUGUACGGCCGAGCUGCCUGGUACAACACCAGGUUCGCCAUCCUGUACGCCUGGUACUUCCCCAAAGGAUUCUGGAACGACUACCCCACGCGCCGCCACGACUGGGCUAGUGCCGUCGUGUGGAUUGAUAACCCCGAUUCAAACACCCCAAAGAUUCUGGGCCUUUCACUCUCCACUGCAGACUGGGAGUACUCGACACAGGCGCCUGCAACUUCCGGCAUCUCGGAUGGCACGACGCCCAAACUUUCACACGAGCUCUCGGUCGAGUGUGGAGAUCCGUACCUGACCACAACCGAUGGCAGCGGCGACUUUCAACCUCUUAUCAUGUGGGAACAGCUUACUACUGCGGCGAGGACGGCACUCAACUCGGCCGACUUUGGGAAUGCCAAGGUGCCGACCAGUGACGUCAACUUUGAGAUGAAACUCAAGAGCGCGUGGCCAUUCUCGGGUCAAAAGGUAAGACGCACUACCUGCAGCCACAGCUAA